This is a messenger RNA of Lethenteron reissneri (Far Eastern brook lamprey), 4923 nucleotides long. RefSeq names its product centrosome and spindle pole associated protein 1-like. Gene Ontology annotation, biological process: positive regulation of cytokinesis. NCBI's taxonomy places the organism in Eukaryota, Metazoa, Chordata, Hyperoartia, Petromyzontiformes, Petromyzontidae. Gene Ontology annotation, cellular component: spindle pole; centrosome; microtubule. The record is from RefSeq and is a predicted model, not a curated record.
UUGCGUCCAUCACGACCGUGUCGAUCUCACACCUCCCCCCCCCCCCACCACUCUCUCUUCUCUUUAACCGUUAUAACAACGGGAGAGGGGGUUACGCGAACAGCAUCAUUCUUUCGACAUGUCCUUCUGGUGCAGUAAGAAUGGACGACGAUGAGCUGGAGCGGUUUCUUCGUGAGCAGAAAGCCAAGAUUGCACGCGACCAGGCCCAGCUGGAAAGGGACUUGCCCUACAUGGAGAUGCAGGCACAACCAAAGCAACACACUCAUAUUCAGGACCAUGAAUCAGAAUCAAUGAAGGAGAACAUUCCACAAAGGGGAAGCAAUGACAAGCUGAAAUAUAAUGAUGACUCAUCCACCCUCGGGCUGCCACUGGGGGCCGAGUACGAGAAGAAGAAGCAGAAGCUGAAGGAGCAGCUUCGGCAGGAUUACCGCCGCUACAUGGCCGAGAAGAAUUUCCGCUCGAAGGGAGUCGUGGCAUUUGAGACUGAUACCACAUCUCCCAGCCAAGCCCUAGAGAAGGAGAGGCCGCGAACACACGUGAAGGAAACUUUGGCCGAGCUUCUUGAGGAGCGGGGCUAUGCCGACAGGAGACAUGAACAGCAGGAUGAGACCUCUUCGCGCAAGAAGGAUGCGGCGACAUCGAUGGAGGCGUACGAGGAGCUGCUCAAUGAGCACCGGAGGGGCAGGGUCGUCUCGUUCGAGGAUGGACUUGGGGAUCCCUGGACCGCCCGGCUUCGCCACAUGAGUGCCCGGCACCAGUCCGGUGCGGAACCGGUGGGAGAGCGGGAGGAACGGGAGGAGCGCACCAAGUCAGCCGGCACGCGACACGCGCCUAUGCACGCCCCCGCGCGUGCCCACGGCAUCCUGCCUGUCCACGAGGGUAGGUGCAGCGUUGACAAGCGGAGGAAGGAACGCUAUCGCCUGGACCUACUGGAGCAGAUGGCCGAGAGGGAGCAGAACAAGCGGCGGGAGAAGCAAUGGAACCUGGCCGUGCCAGUAUCGGGAGUAGUGGACCCUCAGAAGGAUCCGUUGCGAAUGCUGAAAAUGUUGGGCUCCGGUACGACUGAGCGGCCGCGCUUCCCCAUGCCGCCUCAAGACAUCCCGCCCCCGGACCGGCCCCGCCGCGCCUUCCACACGCCUCCUCCCCUGGACAACGAGAAUGACGCCGCUGCUCAUCGCCAUACCAACGGCCUCCAGGGGGCCCGCACUGCCGCCUUACCUGGGCCUGGCGGGCGGUUUUAUCCGGCAUCUUUCGCCACACCGUACGACCCAGCCUACUACUACUAUGCCGUGCAUAAUCCACUGGAGCCUGGCUUGCCACCCUUUGAACCUGGGCGCCUCGGUCAAGGUCAGCCGCCCCUGCCCUAUUACGGUCAAGUCAACGGCCCUCCUCUUGCGGCGAAUUUCACCAACCAGUGGGACGGGGGCGUUCACCCUCCGCAGGCGGCACUACCACCCCAGCAAAACAUGGGCUUGCCUCUCACGGGUACUUGGUCGCAGGCCGCGUUGGGCCAGGCUCAAUAUAACACAGUCCUAGGGCCGCCACCCGAGGUUGCGCAGCUCCCACGAGGCUUCCCGGGGCUGACGAUCGGCCUCGGUGGACUCGGGGAAACGAACAACAACACUGAGGGGAGGAGAGGCUCCUUCAACAAAUACCAGGAGGAUCUGCAAAGGCAGAUAAAGGAUACGGAGGAGAAGAAGCGCAGGGAGCGGAUGGAGCGAGACCGGCAGGAUGCGCGGCUGGAGGCGGAGGCCAACACAUACAACCCCUGGGGCAAGGGAGGCGGAGGGGCUCCCCUACGCGAUGACCACGGCAACCUUGUCACCGACCUCAAGCAGAUGCGGCGGCAGAACGAGGCUGCGGUGCACAACCCGCUAAAGUCGGCGCGCCGUGUGGCGCCGGACUCAAGAGGCACCCCCUCCUCCUUCGAUCCACAACUCUACAACCACGGCGACCACCGUCCCGGCACACCUGACGACGCAGCUGUGCACGGAGAUGGGAGUAGGCAGACACCGCGAGGGGGCACACUUUUGGACCCGUCGCUACCUCCGCAAGCCGCUGAGCAAGAGCGGUACAAGGACUUCCUUAGGCAGCAGAUCGAGGAGAAGCGGAAACGGGAAGCGGAGGAGCGUGAGAAGAUCCGAGAGGAGGAGGAGAGGGAGGAGCGACGUCUAACCGAACAGCGCGAACGAAUCCAGCGCGAGUACGAGGAGGAAGCCGAGAAGAAACGCAAGAAGGAGGAGGAGCAAAGGAUCAAGAACGAGGAGCUUGCUCGUGAGGCAGAGGAGCGCAAGAAAGAGGUGGAGCGCAAGCGGCGGGAGGACGAGGAGAAGAGGACCGAUGAGUACCGGCGGCAGUUUGAGCGAGAGAGGCAGGCUCGUCGUGAAGAGGUCGAGACGACAAGUUCUGCACAGAAUCCACAGGCCAGGCGACAACAAAGGAACGAGUCUGGUGCUACUGACCACCAGUCAACGCGUGGGGCAUCACCGCCCAUUCCAGCACUUGUGAAGAAGCAAGGUUUUCCUGGCACUCGGGAGGAGCAGGGAAAUGGCAUUCAGGUGCCAGAGGCCAGAUACGCGAGCCCGGGCGUGUCAUCUCGCAGAGCCGACAUGAGCCCUCGCUCUGAGCCGCCACUCAGCCGGGAGAGGCACCCAGCUGACCUGCACAGCCGGGCGACCACUACGGCAAACGACGGUGUGAGCACGGGACGAGGGUCUCCGCCGGUUCCUGCGAGACGCAAUCAGCUGCGUACAGAGGGAAUGGGCACGGACGUGCUGGGCGAACUCUCGCUCUUCCGGAAACAGCUGCAGAACGAGCAGCGCCGUCUGGAGAGUCAGCUGCGGCAGCAGGAGUCCAGCGAGGAGCACCGGGACGCACGGAGCAGACCGGGGGCCCAGAGGAGUGCGCACAGCAGGGCAGCGUCUCGCGAUGUGUUUGAGCUGGCGAGGAUGCGCGUCCAGGCCCCAGUGCGUCGACCUAGCUCCAAGGGCGUCCCUCAACAUGGGCCGCACGCUGGCCACCAUCCCCCACCACCCACCCUCAACUACCCAGAUGAUGAGCUGCUGGACAUCCAGCGAUCGGCACUCGUUCGGGACCAAAGGAGACGACACGACGCAAUGCAUCGCCCGGACCCCGGCUCUUUUGAGAACCAAGUUCUUGGAAUGAAAACAAGAGACCUGGGUUUGCAUUUGCCGCCAGAAGAUGAGGGAGCGAGAGCUUCCAGGUCUUCAAUGCUGCAAUCGGACAGCGCGUUCAUCGGUGCAUUUGGGGAGGUCUUCCCAACGGAUGCAAAGGGAUAUCAAGCUCCCACUGCAGGCCAGGAUGGAGCUUGGGAUUGGGAACCGGAGUCCAGAGACAUCGGAGUUUCCCCUCGCGAGAGGCGACGGCAAAGACACAGAGCCCCCCUGGAGCAGCGCCAGAUGGACAUGUACGAGCCCCGGCGACCGCCUGCAAGCCCUUCCCUCCUGUCGGAGUCGAGCAUCAACGUUGAGCGUCUGCGAGCACGCAACGCGGAGAGGAUGCGACGCCUCCAACAGAUGGUGACGCCAGGCGACGACGUUUCUCUGGGCGACCCAGACGACAUCCUGGCCCGUUUCGUGUCGCCGAGCCGCCCGUACUCCGCCGUCACCACGGCGACAGACGUUUGGCUGCGGCCCGGCUCGUGCGAUUCGCCGGGAGCAUUCACCGAGCGAUCCAACGGGGAGUGACCUUACGCCGCCACCGCUGCCCCGAGGACAUGGCGUGGACGGAUGGCAGGGACAGCUUGCCCGUUCAACCAUGAGUGAGCUGACACGAGCGUUUUAAUAGCACCGCAUCCCAUGUACUGGGGACAGAGUUGGGACAUGGUGUGAAGUUAAAAUCUUAUUCCAGGUGUUCACUGCAGUCCGUCCAUACGUUCCAUGGUUCGAUGGUCCUAUAAUUUAUUUUUGCAUCCAUUUCUACCGAGUUUACAAAGAUGCACUAGGUUAAAACUUUAUUUGCCAAACAGUCCAUUACAAGAUAUGUAACAACACAUACACUCCUUGGUUGAAAUUGAUUCAUAUGCUCACUAUACACAAUUGACAGCCUAUUUUAUCAUCCUACUGCUGGAUGCAGGCGUCCACUGGCUGUGUGGUUUUGGGGAUUGUUUGACUAUACUGGUCAGUGUGAAUUGGUGAAUUGUGAUUGGCUACCGAUGUUAUCCAUGGCCAGGAAUACAACUCAUGCCGUCGCCAGGAUCGUAGUAUCCUCUCCAAAAGCUAACACUGCACAAUGUGAAAUAUUAAAUUAUACCACGUCACAUUCCAUUGCCAGCCGGCUUUCUGCAUGGAUUUCCAUUGUCAUGCUUACACCCAAUCAGAAAUCUUAAUACCUUUUAACUGUAUUCUCCAGAUUAUCAAAUUGACUUUUUUCCCCUUGUUUUUAUGGAAAAAGUUGAGGGGUACGUCUUAUAAUCUGGUAGUUGUGGAGAAUAUGGUAAUGAAAUGUCUCAUUUUUUAUUCACCCGUCAUUAUCUCACCUUGUUGGCACAGGAAAUUCACCUCAGCAGGCAGGCCUAGUAAAGGGGCUGGCUAAGCCUCUGACUAACAACAUGUACAAUAAAAGUAACGAUUUUGUAGACAUAUAAUAUUAAUUUAACGAAAUAUGGGGAUGAUAACGAAGGUGCGUGUGUGUGUGUGUGCUAUCAAUUUUCCAAACAUAGAUUAGUCAAUCUUAACAAAUUGUCAUCCGUAACAAAUUGGCCGCAUUUGAUUGAGCGUCUUUGUGAUGACCACAAAACUCCGUCUAGCCAAUCGUAAGGCAAUACAUUUCAAACUGAGUGCGAAGAAAAUUGCUUUGAGUUGCACAACACUGCAACUUAACUCCGUGUUGCAUCUCAUCUUAAACGGAGAAAAUCGGUUAUAUCUUCUUGGUUCUUUCGGUAAAGUCACGUAGAAGGGAAGU